This is a messenger RNA of Phaeodactylum tricornutum CCAP 1055/1, 3531 nucleotides long. RefSeq lists its product with no specific name. The record is from RefSeq and is a predicted model, not a curated record. The transcript is spliced from 4 exons. Bases 1 to 3531 code for a protein of 1176 amino acids. Lineage: Eukaryota; Bacillariophyta; Bacillariophyceae; Surirellales; Neidiaceae.
AUGAAUCAGUCAGAAAGGCUUAGUCAAGAGAAGGAAACAAGGAACCUGGAUGGCGCGAAUAGCGGUGUAGUUCCGAUUGACGGUGAUCGUCUUCCGGAAGACGCGGUAUUGGAGGCGUUGCCAGCGAAUACGCAAUCGUUAAUUCAGCAGACUCCUGAAGAUCAGUCGCUGCACCCAAAUUGCCAUCACCUGCCAUUGACAGAAAACGAUCAAGUUCGAAGCAAUAACUUUGUGGAGACUAUCCGGAGCAAACCGGACCAGGAAGAAGUCAGAGAUGCCGAAGCGACGCCACAGAAUCAACAACAAACACUCCCCACGGCGCCGCCUGAUUUAACAAGACCCGACACAUGGGUCCCUGAUCAGGCGAAAAUACAGGCACACAACUUACUCUCUCCAGCUCCAGCGUCUACUGACGCCAAAUCUACCUUUUCGGACUCUCCUAUUCAAGGCGGUAUUGAAUCGUCUGGACCAACUCCAACGCCGCAAAUCAUGGAUCCGCCAUCCGCAACGCAGCCUGUGUUGUCAGAAACAACCAGCGCGCAGCAAGCCAAUUCCUUACAAGAGGGAAAGGGGUAUUUGAAAAGUCCAGCUGCGGUGGACCGGUCACUCGUGACGGACGUUGACGCCCAGCUCGCAUUGGAAAAGCCCUCGCAGGAGCAAAAGACAACGCCCCUUCAAAAUCAAGCACCAUUACCAUCUCCCCAGGAUGCGCAGCUACCACGCGCACAAUCAAGUCAACAGCUUCCUCCGUUGGUCCCGACACCUCAAAUACAGCAAACUGCACAACCACAGCAACUGCCAAAUCAGACAGAAUCGGGCGCGGUACAGCAGCCCCAAGGGGGUUCUGUUGUUCAGCCGGGAGCUUCUAGUAGAGUUGGACACACUCCUAUUGUUCAGAUGCAAGCCACAUCGGGGCAUGUUGUUAAGAAAAAGAAAGGCCGUUUCAGCCUUUUGCAAAACACGGCUGCAUCAACCCCCCUGCCGGAUCCUUCAGUUGGUGUCCAAACGCAAGGGACCAGCGGACCUCGACCGGUUAAAAAUCCGGUUAACAACCGGGAUCGUUCUUGGUCGAACACGUCAAAUACUAGCAAUCAGACGAACCAACCUGAAGGCACAACGCCCCAGAUUACAAAGAAAAAAGGCCGUUUUGUCUUGACUACUAUGGCCCCACAAGCAAUGGUUGGUGUACCUGUUCAAGCAGUGAUGACACCAAUGGACAACGCCACAUUUGCUUCGGAAGGAUCCGGAAACUUUGCAGUAGACUCACAGGUAGGUCAUUCUUACCCGUAUGCUGCAACAUCUUCGCUUGUCGUGGUCGCUCCGGCACCUCAAUUCGUGCAACAUCAGGUAUUGUACACCGCUGACAUGCAGCCGACCGAGCAAGCCCUCCCUCCUCCUUCGUCAUUUCAACAACAGUUACACGGUAUAAACGCUAUGGAUCCAACACAAGUCAAUUCUUCUUUGCACCAACCUGUGGACUCUACCAGACUCCAGAAUCAUCAAAUAUCUGGUACUCCACCACUUCAAAAUUCAGGACCAAACAGAUAUGAUUUGGUAUCGACAGAAAUUACAUCAGGUGCCGAAGAAGCCGAAAAGAUAAAGCCCGGACGCCCAAAGAAUGCGACUCAUGCUCGAAAAUCGAGUUCGGCAUCGGGCACAGGCCGGCAAACUAGUGCUGGCUAUUCAGGACAAGCUGGACUCGGCAAAGUGUUUCAUUUUUUAGAUCAGAUGAGGUUAGAGGUCACCAACGCCGAGCGCACCAUAAAGUCGUUGCAGUCCGAUUCAAAAUUCUUAAGAGAGAAGAAUAAAGAAUUGGAGGCAAAAUUGCGAGAGACUGAACGUAAAUUGAGCCAUGAAAAGGCUGUACGGGAAGCGAUUGAAUUAAAGAAUCGUGCUCUGAGGAAAAAGCUUCGCUCGCUCAAGGCCGAUUCGAAUACUGGUGACGGUGUAAAUGUUGAUGGAGAUACUACUGAGAGGAAAGGAAAUUUUUCUAGAACAAACUCAAGCGAUUCACAUGGGUUGGAAGGCCUUAAUAUCAAUACUUCGCCAAGCUUCGGCUGUGUAAACGAAGGGUCAGACACCCAUAUUGUAUCGGAUAAAACGAAUGAUUCCGGAAACGAGGGCCUCGAGGGUAUACAUGAAGGAAAUGAUCUCGUUGAGUCCGCUCGGGAAGCGCUAGCAGGUGCGCAGAGGAGAGGAUCCACGGCUUCAGUGGUGGAGGACUUUUACGCUGCAUCUAGGCAAAGUUCAAUGACGCCUCCUCGAGAUCUGGCUUCGAAAGGAAACGGAAAUGCAUCCAGACGCUCGUCCGGUUGUAGACACCAGCUUUCGAAUGGAGGGGGAAGCCUACAGGAUUCGGUCCUAGAUGUAGACUUGAAUCUAGCUGGAGCAAAUUCACAAAGGACUGCAGCUCGCCAAGAUCUAGCCACAUCGGAGGGGAUCUCGGAAGCCCCUAUAGGAAACAAUAUAUCAUCACCCCCUGCACCCCAACCUCUCUUUAACGCUACCACUUCCACUCACGGUCAGCACCAAUCACAAAAUCAACGUGUGAACCAUACCAUUGUAGAGUCGGUGGGGUCGAUGCAUCAGCGAACAGCGGCUUCUGAGUUUGACCCACUCUAUACUGCUUCUACUCAUUCUAAUGAAUCUGAAAAUGGCACAAAAUCGGCUUUUUUGGCUACGACCGAUUACUUUGAUCCUCUCAGAUCUUUGCAGCAGAAUCAGCACGAAAACAGGAUUGAUGUUGCUGACUCAGAUCAAAGGUCGGCGCAGGCCACUCCUAUUGUCGUAAUGGGACAGCAUGAAAUGGCUGCACCACUUGUUGGAUUAACUUCGACCGGUAACUCAGACUCCAUGCCAUUCUAUACUCAACAAAGGCUACAAGACGUGGCAUCAUCGCAAAGUAUUGCAGAAUUGUCCGGUAAUCAAGAUUUACGCCAAGUGCGCAAAUCAGGAAGUUUUCAAGAUCUGCAGCAGCCGAUGUUCUUGGUUCCACAACAGGAGUUCAAUGGUAUGCAAGAUAAUCAACACCAUCAGCUUAUGCCAGUGCAGCAACAUGUCGUUCACAUACCAGGAACGGAGAUACCUCAAAACUUGUCUUGGAGUCAACAGAACCAAUGGUCGCAACAGCAAUCACAUAUGUAUACGCAGCAGCCGUUGACUCAGUAUCAUCAUACACCACAGACCAUGCCACAUCAGCCCAUGCGGCAAAAUUCUUAUUUGCACUCGGUCGGGCAACCGCAAGCGACUUUUCCAUACUCCAACGAAUCUAAUAAAAGCACCAGCGCAAACGCACGGGAAGGACAACUUGUAGCAAACGAUCCAUUUGACGAAAUACAAAGCAGCUACAGCGGACGUAAACAGUCCGAACGCAAAAAAGGUGACGAUUCCACCCGAACUGGCUUCUGCAUCCCCUGCACCUUCAUCUGCGGUCGCUACUGCGUCACCACCUUGCAUGGAGGCUCGACUGAUUCCGUUGUCACCAAAGGAAAGCCUGCUUCCGUCCAGAUGGCUGUACCCCGUCCAUUGUAA